CUAUUACCAUCAACCGAAGCAGUAAACAAGUUGGCAGAACGGGCUAAACAGUUAAAAAUCGUAAAAUCCUUAGCGACAAAGUUAGCUUAUCGAGUCAUCAUGCCCUGUAUUGUACCUACAUGCCUCCGUAGCGACAAAGAAAUGACCACUAUUCCGGAGGACGUAACACUCGCUUCUAGAUGGCUUGAGGCCAUCGAAAUUGGCUCUGGAUACUCGAUAGAAUUGGCUGAAAGUGAAUUUCAACCGGAAAUAUGCAGCUUACAUUUCACGGAUUUCGACACGAAUGCCGGUAGCUAUGAGGAACCGUCGAAGUUCAUUAGCCGCGAUGAAACCUGCACCCAAAUUUUCAGCUGCCGAAUGUGUUUAACAUUUCACCCGACCGAGGACAUGGUAUCCUUGGAAGGUACUAUAGGCGAGCGUACAAUUUCUUCUCUUUUAGAAAUGUUAGGAUUGGAUCUUCAGAACAAUCAGUUCUUUCAAAUGAUUUGUUUAGCAUGCAUUGCCAGGAUCGAAAUAUUUACUUCCUUGCAAACAAAUUUCACCCAAUCGGAGAUAGCCUUUCAAGAUUUGCUUCAGAAAAGUCAGAACAUACAGUAUCUUGAGUUUAAAAUAGAGAUUAGUUCCCCACAACUUACUAUCGUUGAAGAUGAAGAAGAAUUUACGGAGUUCGAGUCGUAUACCUAUCAAAAUGCUAGUGACGAUGAAAGCAUACCAACAGUUGCUCAGAAAAGUUGGAAGCAGCGUGAAAAGCGAACCAUGCGCCAAUCUAUGAAAAAUAAAAAAUCUCAGGAAUCAAUCAGUUUAAAGGAGAAGAUAGACCGAAAUUGCUAUAUAUGUGACACAAUUCAGCCAGAUGCUAACCAGUUGAUGGUUCAUCUUACAGAAAACCACAGCUCCGAGAUGGGCUAUCGAUGUGAGGAAUGCUCACUGGAUAUCCCUUUACUGUACAUGUACAAUCGACAUCUAAGCCGGCACGAUCAAUCGAAACUGCCCCUCAAGUGCAGCAUUUGUUCAAUGCGGUUCUCGUCUAAAUUUUGGGUCAAGCUACACGAGAAUAGAAUCCACGGUGCCAAUCAUAAUGUAAAACCAGUUAAGAUCAAAGCACGUGAUGUUGUUUGCGAACAGUGCGGGAAAGUAUGUGACAUUCGAAGACUUAAAGAUCACGUUCAACAGGUUCACCUAAAGACGAGUCAAUCGAAAUGCAACAUAUGUGGCAAAACUUUCACAACAAAGAGAAGUCUCGAAAGACACAUGCUUUUGCAUACCAAUGCGAAACCCUACAGCUGUGACCAGUGUGAGGAGAAUUUCAGACGUUUGCUCGAUUAUCGUCACCAUAAAAGCCUGGUGCACGAUGGUGUUAAUCCACACGUUUGUUCCGAAUGCAAUGAGGAAUUUAAAAACUACCGACUGCUUUAUGUCCACAAGCAGAAAGUUCACCAGAAAAAUGUUCCUAAAUCUCUGCGGGAGAAACAGUGUGAAACUUGCAAGCUCUGUCGCUUGCGAUUCGCGAAAGGCAGUGAGCUGAUGGAGCACAUACGCAGUGUACACAGCGAAGAAGAGUAUCCAGUGCUACAGUGUCCUCAUUGUCCGAAAACGUUCAUGCUGCCGACACGACUGUCAGUCCACAAGCUUAUCCAUUCGGGUAGGUAUGCCUGCAAGGAAUGUGGUGCUGGUCAUGUAGACAAAAAGAAGCUCCAGUACCAUAUGGAUCUCAAACACUCCGAUGGUCGGCUGUAUACGUGCUCCGAUUGCCCUACAACUUUCACCAGCCUGCACCAGCUUACCCUACACACUGUUCUGCACACCAAAGGAAAGCAGUUCCAGUGCGAGUACUGUGAGAAAGCGUUCCUGCGAAGGUUUCAACUGGUUAUUCAUACACGAAUUCACACAGGGGAAAAACCGUUCGAGUGCGUUGGAUGCCUAAAACGUUUCGGUGACGAUAGAACUUUUUGCAAGCACAAAAAAAUCUGCCAGGCACUGCUCGAGAAGAAACUCGCGGAACCGAAACUUGAGAACGUGUAAUGCGUGAUUAACUCUAUGCCCAGGUUGAGCAGCCAGAAUAAACCUCUAGCAUACAAAUCGAAACUCAGUUUGUUUUUGGUAUGGGAACUAAAAUGGUAUUGGUCAGAGGUGACAUCAACCUUAUCAGUCAGUAUGAGUCGGCGUGGGUUUCAGGAGCAGAAUUGAAAUCUGCAUGGAACAAUCGCUUUUCCGCGUCCAUUGAAACCAGGUAAUAUCGCUGGGCUUUUUAACAGAUUAUUAUAACCAAUUGUGAUGAAUA
This is a messenger RNA of Wyeomyia smithii (pitcher-plant mosquito), 2281 nucleotides long. Its product is annotated as zinc finger protein 431-like. Gene Ontology annotation, cellular component: nucleus. The record is from RefSeq and is a predicted model, not a curated record. Bases 100 to 2022 code for a protein of 640 amino acids. The transcript has 4 exons. Gene Ontology annotation, molecular function: zinc ion binding. Lineage: Eukaryota; Metazoa; Arthropoda; Insecta; Diptera; Culicidae.